Molecule: messenger RNA, 3143 nt
Organism: Gossypium raimondii (Peruvian cotton)
Lineage: Eukaryota; Viridiplantae; Streptophyta; Magnoliopsida; Malvales; Malvaceae
Product: lipoxygenase 6, chloroplastic
Exons: 9
Coding region: 215-2953 (912 amino acids)
Biological process (GO): lipid oxidation
Molecular function (GO): metal ion binding; protein binding; oxidoreductase activity, acting on single donors with incorporation of molecular oxygen, incorporation of two atoms of oxygen
Source: RefSeq, a predicted model, not a curated record
AUAAAAACAAAAACAGAAGAAGCUCUAAGGACGGAGAAUCGAGCUGACACAAAAACACCACUACCAAUGAGCGCAGGUCCAGGUGACUGGUAUUAAUAAUCACAUAAAGAAAGGCUUAGUUUGGUGGCAAUUCCCUGCUUUCCACACUUGUAUCUAAUCCUAUAUACUACUAAAAGCUUAAGGAUUCUGAUAUUCACGAUCACCACUAUAUAAUAUGUUAGCUUUUAAACCAAAGCCUUCUUCCCUCAGGUCAACUUUCUCCGGCACUGCCCUCCGGCCACCUCCACGGCUCUAUGGGGUUCCGGUGCUGCUCUCCUUUUCCCGGACUACGUGGUCAAGGCCCCUGGUUCGUGCCGUCAUCAGUGAUGACAAGGCUGUGGAAUCAGCUAAAACCUCGCCACUUGAUCAAAAACACAGUAAUGGCUCAUCUGAUUCUUCCUCUAAGCAAGUGAAGGCUGUUGUGACUAUAAAGAAAAAGAUGAAGGAAAACAUCACUGAGAAGAUUGAGAACCAAUGGGAAAUGUUGAUGAAUGGGAUCGGUCGUGGGAUCUUGAUUCAGCUCAUCAGUGAAGAGAUUGAUCCUGUUACUAAUUCGGGGAAGAGCGUUGAGGCUUUUGUAAGGGGAUGGUUUCCAAAGCCUCAAGAACAUGACAACAUACUUCAAUAUGUAGCCGAUUUUACUCUCCCAUCCGACUUCGGUAGACCCGGGGCUGUUCUCAUCACCAACCAGCAUGCCAAGGAAUUCCACCUGCUGGAGAUUGUUAUUCAAGAUUUCGAUGGAGUCCCUAUUUACUUCCCUGCAAAUACCUGGAUCCAUUCUCGGAAUGAUAAUCCGGAAAGUCGAAUUAUAUUCCGAAAUCAAGCAUACUUACCGUCACAAACACCGCCUGGCCUUAAAGACCUACGAAGGGAAGAUUUGCUCAGCAUUGGUGGUAACGGGAAAGGCGAGAGAAUGCCUCAUGAAAGAAUUUACGAUUACGAUGUUUAUAAUGAUUUAGGUAAACCUGACAAGGAGAGAGAUCUUGCUAGGCCGGUUUUGGGUGGCGAGGAAAGGCCUUAUCCUAGGCGGUGUAGAACUGGCCGACCGGCUUCUAAAAUAGAUCCACUUUGUGAGAGUAGAAUCGAAAAGCCUCAUCCUGUUUACGUACCUCGGGAUGAGGCCUUCGAGGAGAUCAAGCAGGAUACUUUCUCUGCUGGGAGGUUGAAAGCACUUCUUCACAAUCUUGUACCAUUGAUGGCUGCUACUUUGUCGAGUUCUGAUAUUCCGUUCACAUGCUUUUCGGAGAUAGAUAAGCUAUACAAUGACGGUUUCAUCUUGAAAGACGAUGAGCAAAGAAAACUAGGUGACAAUCUAUUCAUCGGCAAUAUGAUGAAACAAGUUCUGAAUGUAGGCCAAAAGUUGCUAAAAUAUGAAAUCCCAGCUGUUAUAAGAAAGGACAGAUUUUCAUGGUUGCGAGACAAUGAAUUUGCACGCCAGGCUUUGGCCGGAGUCAAUCCUGUGAAUAUCGAGAUUUUGAAGGAAUUUCCGAUUCUUAGCAAACUAGACCCUGCUAUUUAUGGCCCCCCGGAAUCAGUGAUCACUAAGGAAUUGAUCGAGCAAGAACUUCACGGAAUGAGUGUGGAUAAGGCUCUCGAGGAAAAAAGAUUGUUUAUGGUUGAUUUCCAUGAUAUGCUUUUGCCUUUUAUCAAGAGGAUAAACAACUUACCAGGGAGAAAGUCUUAUGCAUCCCGGACGGUGUUCUUCUAUACCAAGACCGGAAUUCUAAGGCCAAUAGCUAUCGAGCUUUCACUUCCUCCCACACCUUCAUCAAAUCGGAAUAAAUAUGUUUAUACUCAUGGACAUGAUGCUACAACAUACUGGAUUUGGAAACUAGCCAAAGCUCAUGUUUGUGCAAAUGAUGCCGGUGUCCAUCAGCUUGUAAAUCACUGGUUGCGUACUCAUGCUUGCAUGGAGCCAUACAUAAUUGCAACUCACAGACAGCUUAGCUCAAUGCACCCUAUUUACAAGCUGCUUCACCCUCAUAUGCGCUACACGCUAGAAAUUAAUGCGCUUGCACGACAAAGUUUAAUUAACGGAGGUGGGAUAAUUGAGGCUUCUUUCAGCCCCGGAAAGUACGCCAUGGAACUAAGUGCUGCUGCUUACGAGAGUUGGCGGUUUGACAGGGAAGCAUUGCCCGCGGAUCUGAUUCAUAGGGGCAUGGCAGUGGAGGAUCCUUCAGCUCCCGGUGGCCUGAAACUUUUGAUCGAGGACUACCCUUAUGCAGCCGAUGGAUUGCUCAUUUGGUCUGCCAUCAAAGAAUGGGUAGAAUCCUAUGUCGAACACUUUUAUACCGAACCCGAUUCCGUCACGUCUGAUGUUGAGCUCCAAGCCUGGUGGAGUGAGAUCAAGAACCGAGGUCACCAUGACAAAAGGAAUGAACCCUGGUGGCCUAAACUCGCCACGAAAGAAGACUUGUCUGGGAUACUUACAACAAUGAUCUGGACUGCAUCAGGCCAGCAUGCAGCUAUAAACUUCGGACAGUACCCAUUCGGAGGAUACAUGCCAAACCGUCCCACUCUCAUGAGGAAACUUAUACCGCAAGAAACCAAUCCCGACUUUGAGAAAUUCAUGCAGAACCCUCAGCGCACAUUUCUAUCCUCAUUGCCGACACAGCUUCAAGCAACUAAAAUCAUGGCCGUUCAGGACACUUUAUCAACUCAUUCUCCAGAUGAAGAGUACUUGGGUAAAAUGAACGAAUUUCAUAGCAGCUGGAUCAAUGAUCAUAAAGUGUUACAAAUGUUCGACCGAUUCGCCGCAAAACUUGGGGAAAUCGAGGAAAUCAUAAACGAAAGAAACAAGGAUAUAAGACUUAAAAACCGAACCGGUGCAGGCAUUCCUCCAUACGAACUGCUGCUGCCUUCAUCAGGCCCUGGUGUAACUGGUCGUGGAAUACCCAACAGCAUUUCCAUUUGAUGAAAUUUAGUACGUAGUUGUAGUAAGAUGAAAUUUAGUACGUAGUUGUAGUAAUAAUACUAGGUUUCUUUUUAGUUAUGGUUUUUUAUAAUAAAAAAAAUUACAUUUGGUGCAUCGUUUUCUUUGUGUAGAGCUCAGAGACAUACUUGUAAAUUUGCAAUCAUCACAAUAAACACAUUUUAGUAGCAAA